Molecule: messenger RNA, 525 nt
Organism: Haemonchus placei
Lineage: Eukaryota; Metazoa; Nematoda; Chromadorea; Rhabditida; Trichostrongylidae
Source: the annotation of a GenBank genome assembly
AUGCUGCACGGUCUCUACGGUUACAUCUUCGGCGCUGAGGACUCCAACGAUUCUCAGGUUUCCAAUGACAGCGAGACGUCGUUGAGUCCUGCUGGAAAGGUGACCGAGGACGACUGGUGCCUGGUUGAUGAUGCACCAUCUGGUCGCAGCUCCCCCGAACUUAUCCCUAAUUUGGAGCUUCGUGACAUCGACCAGCUGUCAUUCGCGUCGAAAAAGGUGAAGUCAGCGCCACCACCAACAGCCGAGGAAAUUCGACGAAGCGAAGAAUUGCGACAGGCGAAAGCCGCCAGCGCGCAUCGACUUCAAUUGGAACGAGUGCUGUUUGCCGAUGUCGACUCGCCAGGUAGUUCCGUAACGUUGACGUCGUUGAAGGCGAAAACGGCAUUGGUUUCUGCCGGCAAAUUGAAGCGUGCAACGGCUGCGACUCACGUCAAUAGUGAAGCAAAGACCAAAACGCGUUCCAAGAAAGUCGGCAAAAUGUCGUCAGGACGUAACAACGAUCGCAAGGUCAACAACAUCGACUAA